CAUAUUAAUUCUGAAGACAAACUACCUGAAAAUUGGUUUGAACAACUUGAACCUCACGAUAAUAUAAAUCAACAAGAAAUUGUAGAAUCAUUGUUAGGGGCUGCAGCUUUAAAUACUGAGGAGCGAGAGUUAUUGAAUAUGAUUAAUAAAGAAUCAGAAAAUGAAGAUGAAAAGAUAAAUAAUAGAAGUGUGAAUGAAAUAGUAGAUGAAAUAGUAGAUAUAACUGAAAUAAUAGAUGUAGACAAAAUAGCAAAUAUAAAUGAAAUAGCGGAUGUAAAUGAGAUAAUGGAUGUGAAUGAAAUAACAAAUGAAAGAGAAGUAGUUGAAAUGGUAAAUGAAAUAAUGGAUAAAAGAAUAAAUGAAAAUACGAACAAAAGGGUGAAUGAAAACAUGGAUAAAAAGGCCAAAAAAAAGGCAACCGAAAAUGUAAAUGAAAAAAGAGUUAAUAGAAAGGCAAACGAAAGAAUAAAUAAAAGAGCAAAUGAAAAAACAAAUGAAAAAGUAAAUGAAGAGACAAGUAAGAAAGUGAAUGAAAUGGUGAAUGAAGAAGUAAAUAAAAGGGUGAAUGAAGAGAUAAACAAAAGAAUAAAUGAAAAAAUAAAUGAAAAAGUAAACAAAAGGACAAAUGAAAAAGCAAGGAAAACAAUAAAUAGAGUAGUAGAUAAAAGAAAAAGAAUAGACAAAAAUAAAGCAAAUAAACAAGUAAAUAAAAGUGUGAACAAAAAAAUAAAACAUAAGGUAGAUGAAGGGGUAAGCAAAAGGAUAAGCAAAAGUGUAACCAAAAAGAUGAAUGAAAUGAUGAAUAAAGAAGUAGAUAAAAUUAUGAGUGAAGAGGUAGAUAAAAUAAUGGAUGAAGAAUCUGUUUUAGAUAAACGUAAUUCUCAACAUAUUUUUCAAAACAAAACUAAUAUUCAACAAACAGCAGCACAUGAAAUCUACCGAGGUAUAGCUACAAAAUCUCUUAAGAGAUAUAAUGAUAAUAUGAAAUCACAGUUAAUCAAGUACAAUAAAAAAUUUGCAGACAAAUAUAACGUUAGAGAUUUUGUUCAUCUCAAAAUUUCUGAAAUUGACAAAACACACAGUGAUCGAAAGACAUUACUGUGUAAAGUUCUUGAAGUUUUGCAAGACAAUACUUACAAGAUUGAAUGUAAAUCGGGCAUUAUUCAAAUUACCUACAAUGCUACUGAACUACUUCCUUUGGAAUCAGUAGACCUUGAAACAGGGAGAUGUAAAAAGCUGGACAUCACAUCAUGA
Molecule: messenger RNA, 1254 nt
Organism: Dentiscutata erythropus
Lineage: Eukaryota; Fungi; Glomeromycota; Glomeromycetes; Diversisporales; Gigasporaceae
Source: the annotation of a GenBank genome assembly